Messenger RNA from Branchiostoma belcheri (Belcher's lancelet), 1220 nucleotides. Its product is annotated as B-cell CLL/lymphoma 7 protein family member A-like. NCBI's taxonomy places the organism in Eukaryota, Metazoa, Chordata, Leptocardii, Amphioxiformes, Branchiostomatidae. The transcript has 8 exons. Bases 231 to 962 code for a protein of 243 amino acids. The record is from RefSeq and is a predicted model, not a curated record.
GUCAUUAUUAGCGGGUUCCGGUCUGUCCUGUGUGUUUUUACUGCAGACCUUUCCAUUGUUUUCCUGGCCAAGUGCGGGCUUCCCUGUCCGCUAACCCCGACCGGACAAGCUCAAACGUCGCCGGCGCGUGGAUACAACCCAACCGGGCCGGCUAGACCGUACAGGGCCGCGAUUGAGGAUCAGAGACCGGCUUCUUUCAUCGUUACGUGCUUGUGAGACAAGAUAGCAGGAUGUACACCGCCAUGAUGUCAGGCAGGUCCGCGCGGGCCGAAACCCGAUCUCGCGCCAAGGACGACAUCAAACGCGUCAUGCAGGCCAUCGACAAGGUCCGCAAAUGGGAAAAGAAGUGGGUGACAGUAGGAGACUCCUCACUCCGCAUCUUUAAGUGGGUCCCGAUGGUGGUGCAGGAAACAGAGAACCAGAACACGCGGCUAAGAAGGAAGUCGGAGGCAGCAGCUGAGGGGGAGGAAAACAGACAACAGUCUGAUCAACAACAACUCAGCCCUCAUGAGCAAGGCAUGUCAGCCCAGCCCCUUGCGUCCACGAGCGGCGUGGUCAUACCAGAAGGAGCGCAGGCCGUACCAGGCAGCGGCGAGACGGAACGUUCCAUUACACCGGGCAGGAGCCCCAUACAGGCCACCAACCCCAGCACACCCGCAUGGAACGAGGAUUCCAGCAGUAACUAUGCUCCCAGCUCCGUGGUCAGUAACGAUGAUGAGAACUCUCGAGCCAGCAGCAUCGGGGGCGUUGAGCUGUUGGGUACAGCAGACAGCCAGGACAGGACAAGGACAGAGGACAGCAACUCUGGGUCACUAAACACAGGAUGUGAUACCAGUGGGGAGGACAAGACCACAGACCAGCCACAGGGCAACGCCCUACAGAUGUCUCGAGACGCAGAAGAAGGCGGUCCGCCGGCCAAACGCUCCAGAACAGAAGAUGCCAUGUUUCCCUCCGCAACUUGACCUUCCCAAGGUCGUUCUACGUCUAAGAAAACCCCGACUGCCACUCUGUACCUCCAAGGAACACAUAUAAGACUUUUAUCUUCACAAGGACUGAAAGGAAAGAAAAAGGAUAUCUGUCUCUUAUUCUUAUGACAAAAAUGCCCACAAAGUCAAGCUUGAAGAAAUGAUCAUGUUUAUGUCCAAAAAUCUCCAAAAUUAUAUGUAACAUCUGUGUCCAUAAUAUCACCAGGGUCCAUAAUAUUGCCACCUUGAGAAAUA